Amborella trichopoda is the source of this 862-nucleotide messenger RNA. Its product is annotated as Nuclear transport factor 2 (NTF2) family protein. The record is from RefSeq and is a predicted model, not a curated record. Lineage: Eukaryota; Viridiplantae; Streptophyta; Magnoliopsida; Amborellales; Amborellaceae.
CCAUGCCAUUAACAAAAGAGACUGAUUAUUACAAGAAUGCUUGCAAAUGCAAGAUCUCCAUUAACUAAUUUUUGUUUCAGUCUUUCAUCCAUGGCUGGAUCUGUAAAAGGUGAUGUUCUUGGGACGAAGAGCUUCGAUCAAAGCAAGGAACUUCAAGGAAAGGAAUCAGCUGAUUCUAAAGGGUUGGGAAAGCUUUCAGAAAAGAUUGUACCCCACAUUCUUAAUAUAUAUGGUUCGUGUGCUACUGCUUGUGAUUUUGAGAUUUAUGCCCCAAAUGCAAUAUUUGAAGACCCACUUUCAUGUGCUCAAGGGGUGAAGCAAAUCAAAUCUGCUUUCUAUUCACUUUCAAAGGUCUUCAGCGAAUCCGCAAUUGUUGAGUACAGCAUCCAGGAAAAUGCAGCAACCGAAAGGAAUGGGGAGAUAUUGAUGGAUAACAAGCAGCAUUAUAAAUUCAUGGGGAAGAAUGUGGAAGUAAUUUCUCUCAUCAAGCUCCGGAUCAAGGAUGGGAAGGUUGUUUGCCACGAGGACUGGUGGAACAAGAAACCAUUGUGGAAUAGGGAAACAGUGGGCUUUCCACUGGUUGGGCGCCUUGCAGAGAUGAUGCGGAAGAGUGCCAUGCUUGGAAUCCAUGUGAUGAUGGGUUUUGGGAAGGAUCCUUGAUUUCCACGUUGAUUGUAUAUCACAUCUUAUGUUACUAGAAGAUUAAAUAGGAGUUUGAAUUUAGAAGUCUUCUUUAUGAAUUUUUUUUCUUCAUGAACAUAAAUCCUCAUUAUCUCUAAGGGCAGUCUACUCUCAAUGUCUAAUGGCACGUUUGGUAGGUAUGGAAGGCAUGGAAUUUUUUUCAUACGAAACAUUUUCAUGU